UGUAUGACGUAAGAGCGCUCAUGCGUCAGGCGAUAGGACCGGUCUAUCACUGCCAACUUCCUUUGAACAUGUGACUGUUGUGUGUAAGCAAAGAGCAGUCACGCUGGAAGCAGUGCAGUCCGAUUCUCCGAACUUGUGAUCCAACCUCCGGAUCACAACCACACCAGCCGGGACACCUAUAUAUUGAAAGCAGAAUCCGCCCUUUAUUCCUUCUCUCCAUUCCUCAAAAGAUAUCGAUCAAGAUGGACUGCGGAAUCAUCACGUCGAAAACUGUGCUACUGCUUCUCAGUCUAAUAUUUUGGGCUGCGGGAGCCGCCUUAGCUUAUGUGGGGGCCUACAUCAUCCGGAGCUACACCAACUUCGCGGCCUUCCUGGAGGACAAAUAUGUCAUGAUCCCAGCCGUGAUCAUCAUCUGUGUCGGCGUGGCGAUGUUCCUUUUGGGCUUGCUGGGAUGCUGUGCCACAAUCUCAGAGUCCAAAGUCGGCCUUGGCUUGUUCCUGGUCGUCAUCCUGGCGCUCUUCGCUGGUGAAGUUGCUGCUAUGACCUUCUGUUUCAUCUACCAGGGCAAGAUAACUGAGGACCUGCAGCGUUCGAUGACCGACGUCUUCAUGAAGUACGACGGGCAGAGCACAGAGAGCGUUGCCGUGGAUCACCUGCAGUCCCAGUUGCAGUGCUGUGGAGUGUUUAACCUGAGCAGCUGGGUGUCCACCCCCUGGUACAGCAGCCACAACAACACAGUGCCCGUCUCCUGCUGCAAGAACCAGACGGAGUGCACCGGCCAGCUCGACCAGCCUCAGUUCCUCUUCACAAAGGGAUGCCAAGACCAGGUGGAUGUGCUCCUUCAGAAUGUGUUGAGUUAUGCCAUGCUGGUGAUCCUGGGCUUCGCCAUAAUUAAGGUCUUCGGGAUGCUGAGCGUGUGUGUGAUCACCUGUAGGUGCAACGACAGGAGGAAUGGCUACCAUCCCAUCUAUAACUGAGGCAGUUCCUUCUCCACCAGGCAUUUAGCUUAGAUAUUCUUCCUCAGCCUUAUCCUUUCUCCUCUUUCUGACGCAGUACCUGCUCUACCAUGCAUUUAGCUAAGUGAAGCUCCGUCAGUCUUAACCUUUCUCCUGUCUCCUCCCAUGGCUGCCUGUUACGUCCCUGCGCCUCGCUAUAGGAGUUCACACACUUCCCCAGAGUCACCGUUAGACUGCAAUCAGAAGGGAAAAGUUACCAAACCUUUUAGUAUAACAGCCCUUUUUAUGGAACUUUCUUAAAACAAUUUGAUGUGGGCAAAAAGAUUAU
Gadus chalcogrammus (walleye pollock) is the source of this 1284-nucleotide messenger RNA. It is a transcript of the gene tspan36, whose product is annotated as tetraspanin 36. Gene Ontology annotation, biological process: protein localization to plasma membrane; regulation of vascular endothelial growth factor signaling pathway; protein maturation. Bases 243 to 977 code for a protein of 244 amino acids. NCBI's taxonomy places the organism in Eukaryota, Metazoa, Chordata, Actinopteri, Gadiformes, Gadidae. The record is from RefSeq and is a predicted model, not a curated record. Gene Ontology annotation, cellular component: membrane. The transcript has 7 exons.